CAGAGAGGGACACAUUACGGGACAAUAAUGGUCAAACUGCCGAAUUUGACGCGCCGGAGGGCGACUAUAGACGUAACGGACAACGUAGAAACGGUCUGCGGUGAAGUGGCUAAAAAAGCUGUGAGUGAUGGGAAGAAGUUCAGACCCAAGAUUAAACUUCCGUUCAGAGGUCGCCGAGGAACCGGAGCAGCAGGGUGUGCCGUAGACGCUGUUCCAGAAACAGUUCCGGAGGUGGUCCUGAGCUUUGAGGAGAACUUGCAUCAGAACCGGCUGGCCGAAGCCAGCCUGCAGCUGAUAGCGAGGGAAAAUGCAAUCUUCGGUCCGGGCACCGAUGAAGACUCGGUCGAUGCCGAUGGGAGAGCCAAAGAGACCGACCAACUUCAGAUGGAUUACGAGAUCCUCCAAGUGCGUCUGUGGAUGGUCGUACACGAAACGUUCCAGGACAAGCCAGGUGAGGACAAUCUGGCAGCAUUACGCAGCACCGUAAAUGCGAUACAGCAGGAGGAAGAACAGGACAAACGUUGGCUAGAACCCGAGGGACAACAGGCACCGGAAUGGCGACCGAGGCAGCUUUUGUUGAACCACAACAACCUCGUCCAGAAGAUCGUCGACUCGCGGGUCGAUAAAGCGGAGGAUGAAGAGAAGGGCGCAGACAAAUUAUCUACUGCCCUAAAGAAACAGGUGUGUAAGAUUGGAAAGAGGGUACAAGCUGAUCUCCUAAAAAUCGUGAAGGACGUAAAACAAUGUUACCCCAUGAAACUAGACGUCUGUCAAAUGUACGCCCGCUUGUAUCACCAAGCCUUCUCCAGGCGCCUGCGGGAGUUCACUCAGACCAACUUGGAUGUGGAAGACUGCGCCUACCUUCUUCUCUGGGUCAACAGCUACUUUCCAACGGAUGUGUUGAAGCACAAGGAACUAAAGGAACACCUAGACAGUGAAUCUUUGGGGCCAUUGCUCUCAGAGGAUGACAUCAAGCCUUUAGAGGAGCAGUAUCUGUCAUACAAACAGACUACAGUGAGAGACUGGCUCACCAACGCCCUGAGGACUGAGGAGGAGAGGUGGAUCCGUGGGGAUUGGCCUGAGCUCAUAGACGAAUACUACGUCAGCCAUUUAGCUGUCGACGUCAUUGGGCUGGUGACUCCACUUGCUCAAGAGGCCCAGACUAUUUUGGGUGACGAGGGGAAAGUCAAGAGACUGCAGUGCCCGCUGGAAGACUUCUUAGUACGCUACAAGAAAGCUUUAGAGGAUUUUUCGAAAGGACGUCGGGAGACUUCAAGAGCAGUUAUGAAGGCUAAUCUUGUCAGCAUUGAGCAGUUCAGGGAGUUUGUGGACAAAAAAGAGAAGCUUUUCAAAGAGCAGACCAGGACCCCCUGCUUAUCUAUAUUGGCCAAACUCAGGGACUACUGCCACUCGUAUUUCCUGUGUCCGAUACUGAAGGAACUAAAGGUGCACUGUCGUUGUCUUUGGACGCCCGCUUGGUUUGCGGGGAAGCAAGGCGUUCCAAACGAACUAGUGGGGAUCCUGGAAGGACAAAGCUACGAGUUCAGGGACCUCAAGCCUAUCUGCAGAGAGGAGCUACUGGGACAGAUCCACUUUGAGGUGAUCACGCUGUAUGUGAAGAAGCUCCUCAAAAGGAAGAUCAAGCUGAGGGACCGCGAACAGCAGGAAGCUGGCGCCACACUCCUGUGUGAGGACAGCAAGAAACUCAACACACUGUUCACUGACAUGGGCUCUAAGAACGGCUGGCUGGACAAGGUCAUGUGUGAUUUGGCGGAGGUGAUCAGACUGCAGGACCCAGGAGCCAUCCAGCUGGAGGUCGUCACUCUGGCCAGAGAGCACCCUGACUUCGGUGACAAGCACGUCUCUGCCCUGUUGCAUCUGAAAACCCACCUCACGUCAAUGGAGAUUCGCCGGAUUCGGGAGAGCCUGGCAGAGAACCGAGGCACCUCUAGCGAGAGACCCGCUCCUGUUUUCUUCACCAAGGUUCCUGUCAAGUAGUUGGAGAAAAGCAAGCCCCCUGCCUUUACUAUGUGAUUUACUCAGUUGUAGUCUCUAGUACCUAGAAAGGCUAAUGAUUUGAUAAAUAAACAGAUGUUUAUUUCAGUUAGCUGCUGGAGAUAAUAUUAAUAACCUGUUGAUACUGAGCUGUAGACUAAUAAUGACUAAGGGGAUGUAACAUUUUGCGUUUCAACAAAGCUUAGUCACUUUAAGUCCUCACAUCAACAGGUAUGAAAGUCUACUGGUGAAACUGUAAAAUGUCCAAGAUUUGACACCAUGUCCCUUGGCAUGACACAGUCAUUACAUUAUUAGUGAUGAUGGGUAACGUACCACUUAAACUCUUCAUACGAAUUUACUUUUACAAAAUCUGACUAAAGGUAAUUUCAAUAGCUGAAAUGUUUAAUGUAUAUAAUGUGGAGCUCAUAACUGGUCAAUUGUGAUAUAUGACCAUUGAUAAAUAGAGACAAAACAAAAAUGAAACAUUAAAUCGUUCUCUUUGAAGAGUGACAGAAGAUAGCUUUUAGCAGGCUAUCCCGAAGCCUUGCCUUGUCAGCAAUUUUAGUUCAUACCCUUGUGUGCAUUAUUUGCUGAAAUUCUCCUCACAGUCUAACAGCAAUCUGCACAACGUCCAACCUAUCAAGACAGGGAGAUAUGACAUUGGUUUCCAUCACCACUAACUGUGGCAAUUGACCAGGCACUAAUCAAACACACAGGAUGCAGUGAGACAAACAAGAUGUUUGUUUUGUUUCCUGAGACAUUGUGGGGUGGGGCCUUGAACGUUUCUGUAUCAUUUCCCUGAUACACUGACCCAUAAUGGUGACUCGAGCUCAGGGCUACUCACGAGGCUUCAGGCGGAAAAGCCUCUUGCCAGCUGUCAGGAGAGCUUGGCAUUCCCCAGAAGCAGGGAGAUUUGUUUACCUUAUUUUCCGACCCCUACUAAAAGCUGGUGCGUGGGCUGAUGGGCCCUCGCCAGAAACGCAAACGGAUCCCCCUAUUCAGUGUGGAGGAGUAGAAGGUUGCUAAUUUACUGCAAAAGUCCCUUCUAACUUUUUUGCCCACAUGGUCUGGGAAUUCUCCACGCAGGAAGGUGCUUGUUUACACCCUGUUUCUGUUUGAGUGGUCCUGGUCAGUUGGUGGGUGCUGCAGUUUCCUUCAGUCAGUGAAUGGCUGUUCUACGAGGCCCAGACUAGUCGCCACCAAACUACAGAACAGUGAUUUCUUCUCUGUUUUGUAAGUUUGUGUGUGUGGCUGUUGUAAGGUAAUUCAAGUAAUUAAAGUAAAAAAAAAGUUGUUUGUCAUACAACUCCUUUUUUUCUGCAUAGCUGAAAUGCAACUGCAGCAUGCAUAAUCAUGUGAUACCCUGAAUAAUUCACUGCUGGAGCGAUUGAAAUGGUCUGUCUUGGUUGUUAUGACGACAGGCGCUUGUACCGGACAGAUUGCCCAGUCGGUGGUGUAGAAAGACUCGUGAACGUGAAUUGAUGGCGGAGAGAGACGCUGUCCCGAAACACUGCUCUCCACUUCACUGCUGUCUCAACUUCUUUCAACUCCCAUCGGCUCUUAG
Messenger RNA from Sardina pilchardus (European sardine), 3559 nucleotides. It is a transcript of the gene tnfaip2a, whose product is annotated as tumor necrosis factor, alpha-induced protein 2a. The record is from RefSeq and is a predicted model, not a curated record. Gene Ontology annotation, cellular component: exocyst. NCBI's taxonomy places the organism in Eukaryota, Metazoa, Chordata, Actinopteri, Clupeiformes, Clupeidae. Gene Ontology annotation, molecular function: SNARE binding. The transcript is spliced from 13 exons. Bases 28 to 1998 code for a protein of 656 amino acids. Gene Ontology annotation, biological process: exocyst localization; exocytosis.